CUUACGCUCUUCCGCUUCUGUUCAUGAGUUCAAAAGAGAAAACGCUUCACAAGUACACUUACUGAAAACCUAAAUCUGAAAUCAAGAAAGGUUUUUUUUUUUCCUUUUUUCCUCUUCUGUCUCUCUAAAAGUGCACUUGAGGGUUAACAAUGGAGUUAUUAAAAUUUGCUGAAUCGCCGUUGGAGUUUGAUGUGACUGUUUUGAGUAAUAAUUCAAAUGAUGAUGAGAUCUAUGAGAAAAUUGAAGCCCCAAAGUUUGUUGAUUUAUCAGCACCUGAUAGAUCUCUUCAAGUUGAUGAUCGUUCUUGGUUCUGCUUAAGAGCAGGAUGUGAUUUAAAGCAUGAAGAGGACAUCAAUCCGGAGACUCUAUACAAAGAUUUCGUUCUUCGGGUAAUGGCUGCACGGAGUCCCAAUUUUCGAUAUAGAAGACAAGCUACACGUGCGAAUUUGAAAUGCCCGCAGUCUGCACCAGCAAAAUCUUCAAAGAGGAGAUUGUCGAGAUUGACUGUAGUCACUUCCAUUUCUCAAAAGCUAGCAGAUGCCAAAGUGAAAGUUCAUCCUAUUUGUAAGUUCAACUUGACUCCAAAAGGGAAGGCGAAGAAAAUAUCCAUAUCUGGAAAAGCUUUAACUACUCCAAGGAACAAGAAAUCCUUCUCCAAUCGAGAUCCGUUUCGAAGUGUACAAAAUGUGAAAACAGCCUGUGCAAUGCCAAGGAAUAGAGUUGUCACAAAAGCCCUUGUGUUCAAUUCUCCAAAGAAAGCUGAGAGGAAGAAAAACUUGAUUGGGUGCCAGACUCCAAUGACUGCAUUAUGUUCUGAAAUGAAUAAGCUAGAGAUUACCAGUCAAGCAAAGCCAUGUAAAACAUCCAGCAGUGCCUCAUGCCAACAAAGAAAAUGCACACCUGCCUCUCAACCACUGAAAUCAAAGUUGUAUGACCAAAUUGCAGAAAAUCUUGUUGAAGUUUCUGGAGAUAGCAAGGACCCAAAAACUAAAUCCGUAAGACGGUUGAAGAGGAAAAGUAAGGGGAAAUUGCAGAAUGUCCUUGAUUUAGUUCCUCAAGAAUCCUCAGUUAAUGAUGUUACUGAUAUGGGGGUUGAUGAGAAAUCUGAAAAUAGAUCUAUUGACGUCCAUUCAGUAUCUGGAGAUUCCAAGAGUAAUGUGGAGCAUCUUGUUGCUAUAGAGGAGGAGAAUCCCAGUGCUGCAGAAGCUAUGCAAGAAGAGCACAUACCAUCUGCAGUGGUUAUAAAUUCAGGAAACAGUUUGGAAGAAGAAGAUGCUAAAGAAAUUCAAGAGACUGAAUUAGAGGUAGAUGAGAAUUACGAAGGCAAUACACUCGAGGGAAGUGUGAAGUCUCAUACUGAGGAGUUGGAUUCAAAAGACAAUGACGUUCCUACGACUCAACCUUUGGGCAAGGAUGAAGGUAUAGAGACUAAUGGCAGUGAUGAUAAAGAAAAUGCAUAUGCGGAGAACAGUGAUUCCAACCACAACGAUGAGAAUUCUCAAAGAAAUAUAAAUCAUAGCGAGCAUUCUGAAAACCUUCGAAAGGUUAAUGGCAAAGAGGGUAAAUCUCUCAAAGGAAGUUGUACCGCACCUGCUAAUGGGGGUCCCCUUGAAGUGAAGCACAGGAAAACAAAGCUGACAAAUCCUAAGCCUUUUCGACUUAGGACAGAUGAAAGAGGAAAUGUUAGAGAAGCGAAGAUGGAAAGAAGGCUUCUCCAAGACCCUUUGAGAGAAAUUAAGUUGGGUCCAAAGGUUGCAGAUGGAGUGCAAGAAAGGCAUGAAAACGAGAUAGAAUUGAAAGAGAAGUCGAGUAAACACUGUACACGUGAAAAUAAUAAUCAAGAAGUCAAGCCUACUGAAACAGGAAAACGUACUAAGAAGAUUCAUUACCGACAAGUCAAGUCCAAAUACCUUGACACUUCAAAAUGUGCAGCAGAGACAAAAAUGGCUGCAACCACCACACAGAAACUUAGAAAGGUUGAAGAUGGUGAGGAGAACGCAGCUCAAAAACUGCAGAGACGGACCACUAAAUCUCAGUUGUUGCGGGAACAACUUGUUAGGCCUCAAAGGGUGUUUGGAACUAGGGAACCAAAACCAUCAUCUCUAGUCUCACUUGUUCGAUUGGGCAUUAUCAAGGAAACUUCAUCGACUGUUUCAAGACCAACGGAAGUUAAGGUAGAGACGGUUGGACCCAUUACUGCCACCACAAAACCUGCUGGUAGGUCUAUUUCACGAGGACGAAGGCCUACAACAGUUGCAAAGGAACCAAACUUUCAUAGGAUACAUAUACCAAAGAGCUGCACAAAGACACCAGAAAAGUUGGCAAGUAUACCAGUGUAACUGUUCGUGUAUUCCAUCAUCCCCGUGUUCAAUGAAAAAUUGAAUUAUAAGCUAUUUUGUUUUCAUGAUAUUCAAAUUUUUAGAAAAUCUGUUCAGUUUGUUUGUUGUAAUGGCAGAGUGCUCAAGCUUGUGUAUUAUUCUUUUGAUUUUAUGUAUCAUAUAACAGUUCUUCACCAUUCUCUCCUUUUGAGUCUAUGGGCUUUAGCUCUGUAAAGGUGAAU
Papaver somniferum (opium poppy) is the source of this 2560-nucleotide messenger RNA. RefSeq lists its product as uncharacterized. Bases 150 to 2339 code for a protein of 729 amino acids. The transcript is spliced from 11 exons. The record is from RefSeq and is a predicted model, not a curated record. Lineage: Eukaryota; Viridiplantae; Streptophyta; Magnoliopsida; Ranunculales; Papaveraceae.